AUGACGUAUGUCACUGGAGGGACUGUCGUGCACAAGCGCUCGCCGUGGCGGCUAUCCAUCGUGAGCGACACGUUCUGGGGCGUCGUGAACUUUGUCGGACUCUUCGUGACGUCGUUAUUUUCGGACGUGUCAACGACCGCUCGGGCCACUGACCGCAUUGGCUCCGCGCCUCACAGUGGCCGUGGCAGCAAUGGACGUGGAGGAGGUCCCCGUCGACCCAUGGGACGAGUGGAGCAUCGGGGCGCGAUCAAUAUGCCACUGGGCGGAGGCUGCUGCGGUUAG
This is a messenger RNA of Hyaloperonospora brassicae, 282 nucleotides long. Lineage: Eukaryota; Oomycota; Peronosporomycetes; Peronosporales; Peronosporaceae. The record is from the annotation of a GenBank genome assembly.